GCUUCACAAGAAAAAGUUGGAUUUAAACACCUUUUAGCCUCUCAUAUAAACCUCUCUCCCAACACCCUUUUGUUCCUCACAAGUCACAACCCACACAAUCUCCCCUGCUUUCACCACCUGAGUUUCCGAGUUCACAAAUUGGUAACAAAAAUAAAUCAUCGAAAACCCAUUGAGCUCUGAUUCCCGCUCGCUCUCUCUUCCUUGAAUCUGUUCUUUCUACACACGAAAUUGAAGAUGGGUAGCUCCAAAGGGAAGAACUUUGGCAUCCGAUUCUGUUUCUGAUUUGAUCGGAUCAGCUAGGUGGAAAAGAACCCAGGUUCCAAAAAUUAGGUCUUUCUUUUAUUCUUUGACCAAAUCUGAAACUUGGAUCACCCUGAUUCGAAUCUUCCUACUUUGACUCAUACCCAUCUCGAUUCUGUGCAUAAACACCCCAAAAAAAACAUUGCUUGAGAGAGCGAGCGGAGUGUUACUAUUGAUGCUCAUGGAUGCAACUAAGAACAGUGGAAAUUUCACAAAGGAAGUGGACGAUGAAACUCACAAGGUUACUGAAAGCCAAGAUUGGGAGAUUGCAAAGGGAAAGGGUAUGGAUUCAAGUUCUCAGAGGCGUCAAUGGAAGCCAGUUUUUGAUGACGUUUCCAUCUCACAUAACAGGCCUCUCAAGAAAAUCCGUAGCCCUGAUCGCCAAACCACAAACCAAUCUUCUCCUUCUUCUUCAUCAUCAUCUUCUUCUAUGUCCUUUCAACCUUCUCCCCUCUUUGCUCCUCCUUCUACUCCUUCACCCUCUUCAAGAAUCGUGUUCCCUUUUGCCUUCGACGCUUCCCAACACCCCAUGCAAUUCCCACACCAAUUUGGAACCACAAAUUCACCUUUACUUCGUCCACCCUUUCAAAACCAACAACAACAAAUGAUAUCCUUUCAAAACCAACAACAACAGCAUAACCUGGCAUAUCCACCAAUCUUAGCUCGAGAUUCCACCCUUUUACAUCAUCAUCAACAACAACAGCAUCACCAGCAACUUCUUCGGUAUUGGAGUGACGCACUGAAUCUAAGUCCAAGAGGAAUGAUAAACAGGUUGGGGCCAGAUGGAAGGCCACUAUAUAGGCCUCCAACACAACCCAUAAACACAACCAAACUCUAUAGAGGAGUGAGACAGCGCCAUUGGGGAAAAUGGGUAGCUGAAAUUCGUCUCCCUCGAAACAGAACGCGUCUUUGGUUAGGCACAUUCGACACUGCAGAAGAUGCUGCCAUGGCCUAUGAUCGCGAAGCCUUCAAGUUAAGAGGAGAAAAUGCAAGGCUCAAUUUCCCUGAACUCUUCCUUAACAAAGAGAAAGAAAAAGAACCUUCUUCACCAGUUCCAACACCUUCUGAACAAGCACCAACAACAGAAGAGUCCAAUGAGAAUGACUCCGCAAUUGGGUCUAGUGAUGCCACUGUAAGCGAUGAGGUUCAUGCAGUUGCUGCAGGUUCUGAAGGAGGUGAAGGGGUUUCACAGUCACAAGAACUGGUUUGGGGAGAAAUGUCUGCAUGGUUCAAUGCAAUUCCUGCUGCUUGGGGUCCUGGUAGUCCUGUGUGGGAUGAUUUGGACACUACUAAUAACCUUCUUUUGCAGUCUCAGAUUCCCUUUUCUAAUCCCAAUCAACAACAAUUAAAUGAUGCUGCUGAUGCUAGUGAUGCUCAGAGACAAGAACAUAACACUGGACCAGGUUUUAACCUAUGGAAGGACCAGGAUUAAUGAUGUUUUUUCUUCUUAAAACAUCAAGAGGAAAAGGAUCUUUUUCCCCCUUUUUCUUCUCUCUACUUUAGGAAUUCCUACCUUGCUUCUUUCCCUUCCUGGUUGCACCUUCAAAUCCCAACUUUCUUUAGUUUUCACUGGUUGCAGAUAUUUUCACCACACAGCCAGUGAAUAUUGGAUAGCAGUAGAAACUUUCUGUUCUGUUCCUUUUGACAUUGCUUUCUUUUUUCUUUUUUUUUUCACUUAACUCUUUUGUUGUUUUAAUUUGAUGUAGUGAAGGUAACUUAGCAUGACCAGGGAAGAAGGAGACGGUUUUGUGAUUUCCUUCUCGGUUGGUCCAUCCAUUAUGAGCUAUGUUUUUCAGCUCCAAGGAUGGAUUUACAUUAUUAUUAUUACUUCAUUUGUAGUUUCUACCACUGUUAUGUUAUGUAUCCUUUCUAGUUUAUACAGUUGUUAAAAUUAAAUAUCCAACAAUUUGCAUUAUCACAGAGGAUACUGUAUGUGUCGUUGUAAUUAUCAUAUUGCUUUGAUUAAGUUCCACCUUU
Molecule: messenger RNA, 2277 nt
Organism: Abrus precatorius (Indian licorice)
Lineage: Eukaryota; Viridiplantae; Streptophyta; Magnoliopsida; Fabales; Fabaceae
Product: ethylene-responsive transcription factor ERF053
Exons: 1
Coding region: 476-1732 (418 amino acids)
Biological process (GO): regulation of DNA-templated transcription
Molecular function (GO): DNA binding; DNA-binding transcription factor activity
Source: RefSeq, a predicted model, not a curated record